Molecule: messenger RNA, 1407 nt
Organism: Suillus clintonianus
Lineage: Eukaryota; Fungi; Basidiomycota; Agaricomycetes; Boletales; Suillaceae
Exons: 3
Coding region: 1-1407 (468 amino acids)
Source: RefSeq, a predicted model, not a curated record
AUGCGCAUGAAAAGAGAAUUCGGCAAGGAUGAUGUUGGGGCAGAGGAACCACUUGAAGGAGGAGAUUGGGAGGAUAUUCCAGAAAGAGACGUUAGCCCAGAGCGGUUCGACGACUUUGACUCCUCCAAUGCAGCAGGCGCUUUUACAGAUGCCUCGAAGCCGAGGCGUCGUGCAAUCUCAAAACCCGUUUUCGUCGCUGAGAGCCCUCGGCGUACUCGCGCAGCCCCUCCGCGGCUAAAGCGCAGGAGAAGCCCUAUGGUGGACAAGGAGCAAAUAAAAGAAGCGCUGUCCACAGGCGCCCAAGAAACAAGCAUUUAUAUUUUCGACGUUAUCAUUCGAGCAGUGCGACUCAUGCGCAUACCAUUAUCUUUGAUGCUCUUCCUCUGGAUGUUGUCAUUCGCGAUGAUACGCCUUUCGGGUGCGAUGCGCACAGCGUUUGCCCCGAUGUGUUACCUUCCUUUGGUAUCGAGGUCGGCGCUGUGUGCUCCGCUGGACCCUAAUGCUUCGCAGAUUCCCAAAUGGGCGGAUUUUCCGCACCUUAUGGAAGCUCAGGGCUCUACUUUUGAGCAGCUUUUGGAGGGGUCGGUUGGAGGACCUGGACUUUCGAUUGAAAUUCGGAAGGCUGAGUUCGCAACUGCUGAUCUUACAACCCUCGUACGACACAGCGACCUCAAGUCUAAUGACAUCCUAGCUGAUCUCUUGGCGAAUUUCGUCCAAGAUGCCAAGAAGACCGCUAGGAGUCUCACAAAGCUUAGUUCGAAAAUCGGUGGCGCUGUGGACAAUGUUAUGGCAGUGAACGGGUAUGCCAUGCGUACCAUUCAAGAGGCGGAGAAGAACGCACCAACGCCGUAUUCGCUCAUGGCCUUGAUUCCAUUCCGCAUGGGACCCACGACUCAGGAGGUGAUAGUCGACGCAUUCUCGAGUGCGAUGGACACCUUUUCUGGUGCAAUACAGAAACUUAUUCUGGAAGCGGAGAUAUCCCUGCACAACUUGAAUGUACUCGAGGAAGAUCUCUCCGCUGUACGCGAAGCUGUGAUGCGCGAGGACGUUUCCAUCACCGCUGAGCAUUCUGAGCUUUUGGGAGCGCUUUGGACAAGACUGGGUGGGAACAGGCACAUAUUACGGGAUUUCGAGAGACGCCUCGAUUUGCUUAAAGACCUUGGGGACUAUCGGAAACAAGCGCAGGCACAUGUUGUUGCUGCGCUCCAUACACUGCACUCGAUGAGCGAGGACAUGGAGGAUCUACGAGAGAGGGUAGCGGCUCCUGAACUGCUUGAUGGGCGUAUCCCACUCCACGUGCAUAUCGAGAGCAUUCAGGGUGGACUCCAACGGCUACAGGAGGGCCGGGUGAGAGCAAAAGAGAGGGAAGAAGAGGUGAUGAGAAAAGUUUUGGGCGGUACCGAUUGA